AUGGUUUCGAUACAGAAUUUACCUCCUGAAGUUAUUUUAAGAAUUCUGGAAAACGUAACUAUUAGCUUGACGGACGUUAAGAAUUUUAGUUCCACGUGCACAAAAUUUCAGUGGACAUCGUAUGACAAAAAUCUCUGGAAGAAAAAGUAUGCUGAGAGAUGGCCUUAUGCCACAAUACAUUACGAAGACAAAACGGGCGUCAAAUUUGAUGACGCCAAUAUUAAAGAUUUAAAAAAAGGUAUGAAAUGUGCGAAAAACUUGUGGCGUCUUGUGUCUCGUAUGUCCGAGAUGUGUUCCUCUGACGAUGAGGAAUGUUAUCAAAAAGAUAACGAUAUCAUAUAUUUUCUCGACCAGCAUGAAAAAAAACAUCCCUUAAAUUUAUACAUUUUACAUAAUGAACUUACUAAAAAUGAAUAUCACCAAGAUCCAAGCCAAUGCAAUACAACAUAAGGUUAUUACAGCAUAUGUUUCGUUAUUUUGUGCGAAGUUCAAAUGCGUAUAUUAUUACUUAGAAAUGGCGUGAAUGUGUAAAAAGAUCCCCAAUAGAUUUGGAAAGUAUAAUCGUCUUAAAGUUACAGUUCGAUCAUCUUGAUAAAUAUAUUACUGACUU
This is a messenger RNA of Nylanderia fulva, 610 nucleotides long. RefSeq lists its product as uncharacterized. Gene Ontology annotation, molecular function: protein binding. The record is from RefSeq and is a predicted model, not a curated record. Lineage: Eukaryota; Metazoa; Arthropoda; Insecta; Hymenoptera; Formicidae.